GUGCUCCUCCGCAACUGAUAACGUCCAUUUUGAUCAGUGGCAGUGUCAUUUUGAUCCGACUUCUUUUUGUACACUGUCAUUUUGCCUUUUCCUCCAUAUUCUUACCUUCUUCCAUUUUCUCUUCAAGCUUCCAUUUUACAGUGCCAUAGUCUUCCAUGGCUUCCAUUUUCUCUUCAAGUAGCUUUCAUCUUGGUUUUAAGACCAAAAAAAUGGCAUGCAGCUACAAGAUUGAUAGUACUUGUGCAUCUACUCAUCAGUUCCCGCGGUUUUCGCUCCGCCGCGAUGGUCCAAUGGACUCCCCACUCAGAAUGUUUGCUGCCAACCGAGCUUAUUCAGAUGCUGCUGAUUCUGCUCCAGAGAAUUUAGAUGAGAAGACCCCUUACAUUCCCAUAUAUGUCAUGCUACCGUUGGGCAUCAUAAACAUGGAAGGUGAGUUAGUGGAUGCCGACAAUCUCUUCAACCAACUAAAAAUGUUGAAAUCAUCCAAUGUUGAUGGCGUCAUGGUCGACUGCUGGUGGGGGAUCGUAGAGAGGCGUGCUCCUAAGGAAUACAAUUGGAGUGGCUACAAAAAGCUUUUUGAGAUUGUUCGAGAUCUUGGUCUUAAACUACAGGUGGUUAUGUCCUUCCACGAGUGUGGAGGCAAUGUGGGAGACGAUAUUCAUAUUCCGAUUCCUCAAUGGGUUCAAGAAAUUGGUUACGAGAACCCUGACAUAUAUUUUACGGAUAAAGAAGGCCGAAGAAACCAUGAGUGCCUUUCUUGGGGUAUUGAUGCAGAAAUGGUCUUAAAUGGGAGAACUCCACUUGAGGUUUACUCUGAUUAUAUGAGAAGCUUCCGCCUCGAAUUCGAUGACUUCUUUGCUAGACGAGUUAUCUCAGAAAUAGAGAUAGGACUUGGUCCAUGUGGAGAACUCCGAUACCCUUCGUAUCCGGCAAAAUUCGGGUGGGAGUAUCCCGGAAUUGGGGAAUUUCAGUGUUAUGACAAGUACUUGAUCAAGAGCCUCCAAAAGGCAGCAGAGGCAUGGGGAAAUUCAGCUUGGGGUAAAGCACCCGAGAAUGCAGGUUCUUAUAACUCAAAACCACAAGAAACUGGGUUUUUUUGUGAUUUUGGAGAGUACAAUGGAUUUUAUGGUAGGUUCUUCUUGCACUGGUACUCGCAAAUUUUAAUCAAUCAUGGCGAUCGAGUACUUGGCUUGGCAGCUUUGGCAUUUAAGGGCACUCCAAUAGCAGCAAAGGUAUCAGGAAUUCAUUGGUGGUACAACACUAAAAGCCAUGCAGCUGAACUAACAGCUGGCUUUUACAACAGUGGCAAUUUUACUGGCUAUUCUGCAAUUGUGUCAAUGUUAAAGAAGCAUGGGGCAGCUUUGAAUUUUACAUGUCUCGAAUUGCGCACGGUUGAUCAGGAACGGGAAUUUCCAGAAGCAUUAUCUGACCCGGAAGGAUUAGUUUGGGAGGUGCUAAAUGCUGCAUGGGAAGUCAAGAUACCAGUUGCGGGUGAGAAUGCACUGCCGUGUUACCAUAGGGAAGGUUACAACAAGAUUUUGCAAAUUGCCAAGCCUAUGAAUGAUCCAUUUGGCAGACACUACUUAUCUGCCUUUACCUACCUCAGGCUUAGCCCAACUCUACUGGAGAAACACAACUUCAUAGAGUUUGAAAGAUUUGUACAAAAGAUGCAUGAUAAGUAGAAGCAUUGAGGAUUUACUGAAAGUUUAAUGUGCAACUAUCCGGAAGAAGAUGUUAAAAAAUUAGACAGAUUUGUUUUGUGUAGACAGCCAUCUUGUUUGACUACUCUGCUUUGUAUGUAGAGAUACUUGUUCUAGAGUUGCACUUCAUGUAGUCUUAAGUUUUCUAAUAUUAGUAUUAGAAUGGUAUUUGGCAGACGUUUUUAAG
This is a messenger RNA of Nicotiana tabacum (common tobacco), 1887 nucleotides long. RefSeq names its product beta-amylase 2, chloroplastic-like. Gene Ontology annotation, molecular function: beta-amylase activity. The record is from RefSeq and is a predicted model, not a curated record. Gene Ontology annotation, biological process: polysaccharide catabolic process. Lineage: Eukaryota; Viridiplantae; Streptophyta; Magnoliopsida; Solanales; Solanaceae.